Molecule: messenger RNA, 612 nt
Organism: Schistocerca gregaria
Lineage: Eukaryota; Metazoa; Arthropoda; Insecta; Orthoptera; Acrididae
Product: isoniazid-induced protein IniB-like
Exons: 2
Coding region: 1-612 (203 amino acids)
Source: RefSeq, a predicted model, not a curated record
AUGGGUGCAAGAGGUGGGGGCAUGAGGAGGAGAUCGGUGCAAGAGGUGGAGAUGGGUGCAAGAGAUUGGGGUGGUGGCGAGAGACAGAGGAGGGCGGCGAGAGGCGGAAGCGGGCGGUGGGCAGCGCAGGUGGGCGGCGAGAGGCGGCGGCGGGCGGCGAGAGGCAGAGGUGGGCGGCGAGAGGCGGCGGUGGGGGCAGAGGCGGCGGUGGCGGGAGAGGCGGCGGUGGGGGCAGAGGCGGCGGUGGCGGGAGAGGCGGCGGUGGGGGCAGAGGCGGCGGUGGGGGCAGAGGCGGCGGUGGGGGCAGAGGCGGCGGUGGGGGCAGAGGCGGCGGUGGGGGCAGAGGCGGCGGUGGGGGCAGAGGCGGUGGUGGGGGGAGAGGCGGCGGUGGGGGGAGAGGCGGCGGUGGGGAGAGAGGCGGCGGUGGGGGGAGAGGCGGCGGUGGAGGGAGAGGCGGCGGUGGGGGGAGAGGCGGCGGUGGGGGGAGAGGCGCAGGUGGGGGGAGAAGCACAGGUGGAGGUGAGAGGUGGGGGUGAGAGGCGGGGGGUCAGAGGCGGGGGGGUCAGAGGUGGGGAGGGUGAGAGGUGGGGGGGUCAGAGGUGGGGAGGGUGA